Messenger RNA from Gracilinanus agilis (Agile Gracile Mouse Opossum), 684 nucleotides. It is a transcript of the gene C6H11orf98, whose product is annotated as chromosome 6 C11orf98 homolog. The coding region runs from base 69 to 446 and encodes 125 amino acids. NCBI's taxonomy places the organism in Eukaryota, Metazoa, Chordata, Mammalia, Didelphimorphia, Didelphidae. The record is from RefSeq and is a predicted model, not a curated record. The transcript is spliced from 4 exons.
GGGACACGGCUAGACGCUGGUGGAUUUUUCUACCCCGGAGCGCCUUACCUGAGCUCGGACCCUGGACUAUGGGGGCCCCUGGGGGAAAGAUCAACCGGCCGCGGACGGAGCUGAAAAAGAAACUGUUCAAGCGGCGCCGAGUGCUGAGCCGGGAGCGGAGGCGGCAGCACCGGGUGGUCGGGGCGGUGGUGGACGAGGGGCUUAUUACUCGCCAUCAUCUCAAGAAGCGGGCGUCCAGUGCCCGGGCCAACAUCACCCUGUCUGGGAAGAAGCGCAGGAAACUUUUGCAACAGAUCCGGCAUGCCCAGAAGGAGAAGGCUGCCAUGGAAGUGGAAGCCCCCCUGAAGCCAGGCAGGACUACUGAGGCAAAACCUAGACGGCAGAAGAAAAUGAAAACUGGAGUCAUCCAGGAUGUGGAGAUGGAAAACCUAGAACCUGACAGCUGAGCCCCAACAACCUCAGAAGAGACUAUCCCUUCACUUAGGACAAGGAGGCAGAGCCCAACGCAGACAGGCUCCAGUCUUUCUCCCUCCUCCCCUCCUGCCCCCUCCACUCUUCAAGUCCCUUUGCUCAGGGAGGGGAGGUGUUAAAUAUUGCUUCCUCUGCUUUCUGUGGGGGGGGGGGGAGAAGGGGGCAGAUGGUUCAGUAGUGAUGACAGUUUAUAAUAAAGUCAUUUGAAUUCUG